This is a messenger RNA of Perkinsus marinus ATCC 50983, 2343 nucleotides long. RefSeq lists its product as hypothetical. Gene Ontology annotation, molecular function: metal ion binding. The record is from RefSeq and is a predicted model, not a curated record. The transcript is spliced from 15 exons. Bases 1 to 2343 code for a protein of 780 amino acids. Lineage: Eukaryota; Perkinsozoa; Perkinsida; Perkinsidae.
AUGGCUUCAUACGGGUCACAGCCAUACCCGUACCCUACCGCCGUGGACCCGAAAUAUGCGGCACCUCCCGUUGACGUCAGACAGCUGAUGGCUGAUAUGGCAGGCAUGAACAAUGAAGCCGUGAGCUUACUGGAGCACAUGCGGAAUCAGAUGAGGGAGAUGGUCCAGACUGGUCUCACACCGGGGCGUAUUCCUGCCGUGCCUGAGAGCUCGUCGCGGAACAUGCUGAAGGAGAGGAAGGAGGAGUUGAAGAAAAAGGAAGAAACUAAUAAUGACGAGCUUGCUCAAGCACAGGAGAGGCGUAAGGCUAUAAAGGAGGCGGAGGAGAAGAGGAUAGCUGACCAAGCGGCGGCUGCGAAGAAACUCGAUGAUGAUUUGGCGGCUACGAAGAAGCAAUAUGAGAAAAAGUGGGGGAAGAAUGCUGACCUAAGCCCUAGGACCUUAGCAUUGGCUAGUGCGAAUGAAGGGCGGACUGCGGCGGAAGCAGCAGUAAAACAGCAGGAGGAGGCUGAGCGGAAAGCGAAGGAAGAAGAGGAUAAAGCGAAGGCUUUCGAGAGGCGGGCGAGGAAAGUGGCUGGUGGUGGUGGUCGGGAGAAGAGUAGUGAAAGUAGCAGUGGAACUAAGAGCUCUGCCAAGGCGGCGCCUGAUGACAGUGAUGACGAAGAGGACAGUUCGGAUGAUAGUGGAGUCCUGUCUCGAGUGUUAGCCCGUGCUGAUGGUGAGGAUAAGGACUUGGCAGCCAAUGUCCAGAUGGCAGAGUUGAGGAGGCAUCAACAGGCUGAGAUCGAGAAGCAACAGAAUACCCUCAACGAGCAGCGACAGGCGAUUGAGGAGCAGAUGGCGCAGCUGAAGCGGCUUCAAGAGGAGAGCAAGACUCGGGCCAGUCAGCAGCCACAGCAGCAGCAGCCGGAGAAUUCAACUAGCGAGGAUGAGCGGGGAGAGGAAGGCACGGCCAACAAGUCUCUGCCGCCACCGCCGCCACAGCCUCAGCCGUAUCAAGCAUCGGGAGGAGCUUGGGUGGCGGGUAGACCUGCUGAUCGUGAAGAGUAUCUCCAGCAGCAACAGCAACAGCAGUCUAAGGGUGCGGUCCCUGUAGUGAGCGCUGUGUUGGUGCCACCGGGAAAAGUAGUCGGGCAGCAGCAGCAGCAGACUGGAGUGGCAGCACCGCUAUCCUAUGCUGCUGUAGCUAGUGGCGCCUCGAAUUCACCACGAUCUGGGUAUUCGGGGGCUCCGGCAACAGCAGCAGCAGGGUACUAUGGUCAAACGGGAUAUACCAUACCACAGGCACAAGUUCCAAUGCCCCCACCGAGGAAUCUCCGAGUGCCAACCCCCGAGCUCGCGAGAUCGCAGCAACAGCAGUCGGCACCGCAAGAAGGUGGACAGCAGGAGCAGCAGUACUAUGCUCAGCCAUCGCCGCCGCCGCAGUGGGUGUCGCAGAGGACACAAAGAGUUCCCAAGAUCACCACACCUUCGCCUCCUCCCCGUAAAGUGCCAAUUGUAGGGGCGAAGAAGUUGACGAGGAAGAGUAGUGUGACCUCUGAGCGCGCGCCCACUCAAACAGUACAGCCACCGCAGCAGCAGCCCACUGCCGCCCCUACUACUACUGAGGAGCCGACUAGAGUUCCCGGAAUCAGAAGGAAGCUGACCGGAAAUCUGAGCGCUGCUAAGGGGUGGCCCGCCGCGGAGACCUCGGCGCCGCCUGAUUCGUCGGAGUUCAAUUGCGCUACUGUUGUGGUCCGCAUGUCUAACGAACUGUCAUUGAACGACCUGGACGCUCAGUUGGCUGCCUUGGAAGGCUCAGAUGAUGGUGACAGUAGUAGCAGCAGCGAGGACGAGAAAUCUCCGGUGAAAGCGGUUCGGGAAGGAAAGAAAAGGAAACUAAAUGAUGAGGAGAAGGCUCAGGAAAAGUUGUCGAACAAAGUGUUGCGGAAAAAGAUGCGACAAGGCCUCUCGAAUUUGUGUUUCUCUUUUUUGACGGGAAAGUGCAAGUUCGAGGAGGGCGGCAAGUCUUGUCUGUUCAGCCACGUGAAGCCGGAAGAGAUGACUGCCGCUGAUAAGGCUGAGCUUAUCCGGGAACUUCGGCAUCGGAAGAAGUUCGAUCCGGCCCUGGCUAGAGUUGCGCAGAAUCUCAACAUUCCCAUGUGCCGUAUGUAUAAGAAGACUGGUCAAUGCAAGCAAGGGGAGAAGUGCAAAUUCUGGCACCUGAGGAACGAGCUGGACGCGCGGUGGAAAGGAAUGGAAUAUUGGUGUCAGACCUGUUUCCUUGGUUUCACAUCGGAAGACCAGCUGAAAGAGCACAGGAAUGGCAAGACGCACAAGGCGAAUGCCUCGUGGCAGCAAUAG